Molecule: messenger RNA, 1963 nt
Organism: Eutrema salsugineum
Lineage: Eukaryota; Viridiplantae; Streptophyta; Magnoliopsida; Brassicales; Brassicaceae
Product: lipase
Exons: 8
Coding region: 383-1777 (464 amino acids)
Source: RefSeq, a predicted model, not a curated record
GGCAUAGAGAGAAAACGCAGAGCUCGUUCAUGCGUGACAGCUUGAGAAAUAAGAAAGUUGUGUGGUGAGGGAAAAUCCAUUUUCUUUCACAAUAUUUCUAGAAGCAAACUGCGACAAGUAGAAAGAAAUCGUUUUUUUUUUCUCCAUUGUCGACAGAAAACGUCUUCUGUUGACUCAUUUCUUUUCUUUUCUCUUUCAUACUACUUGAAAGAGAGAAGAAAAUUCUUCUGAGUAAUUCGUAAACCCAGAAUCGGAAUCUGUCUCCGUUGUUUCUGAUUUUAGUAAAAGAACAGAUUUUUAAAGAAGUCUGGUUUUUUUCCUGGAUUUCAUUUUCUUCUGGGUAUUGUAAGAGAGAAGAAAGAUCGAGUUUUUUUUAAGGAGGAUGAUUCCAUUGUUGAUUAUAUCAGCUCUUCAGUUAGCAGAGUUAUCUGUUAGCUCCGUUGCUCAUAUGCUCUAUGGGCUUUACCUAUUCAGCUCCGCCGUCGCCGGAGAUCUCACUCAGGCGUUGAGCGAAUCAAUCUUUAAGCCCAAAACCUCCAUUGAAGUCAAACAAAUUGACCAUGCAAAGACAGCAGACGUCAGUGAUUUGCCUCCCAUUGUUUUAGUCCAUGGAAUCUUCGGAUUUGGCAAAGGAAAAUUAGGUAGUUUAUCAUACUUUGCUGGGGCGGAGAAGAAAGAUGAGAGAGUGUUUGUGCCUGAUUUGGGAUCUUUGACGAGUGUACACGAUAGGGCAAGAGAGCUGUUUUAUUACCUGAAAGGUGGAAGAGUUGAUUAUGGAGAAGAUCACAGUAAAGCUUGUGGGCACUCUCAGUUUGGUCGUCUAUAUGAAAAAGGGGAAUACCCAGAAUGGGACGAAGAUCAUCCCAUUCACUUUGUUGGUCACUCUGCUGGUGCUCAAGUUGUUCGUGUGUUGCAGCAAAUGCUCGCUGACAAGAUGUUUACAGGUUAUGAGAACACGAACGAGAACUGGGUGUUGAGUUUAACAUCGCUGUCAGGAGCGUUAAACGGGACUACUCGAGCCUACCUUGAUGGAAUACAGCCAGAGGAUGGAAAGUCACUGAAACCAAUAUCUCUACUUCAGAUUUGUAAACUUGGAGUCAUAAUGUAUGACUGGCUCGACAUUUCUUGGCUUAAAUCCUAUUACAACUUCGGGUUUGACCACUUCAACAUGUCGUGGAGGAAGACAGGUUUACGUGGCCUUGUCGAUUGCCUUCUUGGAAACGCAGGUCCUUUUGCAUCAUCUGGAGAUUGGGUCCUCCCUGACCUAUCAAUCCAAGGAUCGAUGAAGCUCAAUGCUUGUCUCCAGACUUUCCCAAACACGUUCUACUUCAGCUACGCGACUAAGCGUACUAGAAAACCUCUUGGGAUGAUGACCGUUCCUUCAAGUUUGAUGGGAGUUCAUCCUCUGCUUUUCAUACGCGUGCUGCAGAUGAGUCAGUGGCGUUUUCCUCGUGACAUCCCUCUGCCUUAUAAGGGUUACAGAGAUGAAGAUUGGCAGGACAAUGAUGGAGCACUGAACACUAUAUCCAUGACUCACCCACGAAUUCCUGUUGAGCAUUCUAAUCUCAUUGUUCGUAGUGACUCAGAUUGUCUCCCGCUCAAACCGGGCAUUUGGUACUACAAGAUCGUGGAGGCGGAUCAUAUCCUGUUCGUUGUGAACAGAGAGCGAGCAGGAAUGGAGUUUGAUUUGAUCUACGACAGUAUCUUUGAGCGGUGCAGGAAACAUGUAUUCAGGCAAAGCCCUCAGACAUUGCCGAAUGAAGUUCAUCAGCAAUGAAGAGGAGAGGGCCAAAAUGUGAUCAACUAAUGUGUAUAGCUUCCCUUUUUACAACAGAAUCCUAAACCUCAAGAUUGAUGUAAAUGGGCUUAGAUCUUAAAAAAAAUAGAAGCUCUGUUUCGUUUUUAAGAAGCCUAACGAAGGAAGCUUGUUUCAUCAUAUCUUGAAUCAUGAUCUUCACUAUAU